Serpula lacrymans var. lacrymans S7.9 is the source of this 1097-nucleotide messenger RNA. RefSeq lists its product as uncharacterized. The transcript is spliced from 11 exons. The coding region runs from base 75 to 923 and encodes 282 amino acids. NCBI's taxonomy places the organism in Eukaryota, Fungi, Basidiomycota, Agaricomycetes, Boletales, Serpulaceae. The record is from RefSeq and is a predicted model, not a curated record.
GAUACCAAUGAUCUGCAAUGAUACGGAUGAGGUAGAUCCGAAUCCUCAACUCUUGCUAUUAUUCAACCACUAUCAUGUCUGGAAGACUCCAAAGUAAAACUGCGCUGAUCACUGGUGCUGGAUCUGGAAUUGGACUCGAAUCAUCUCUCCUUUUUGCUCAGGAAGGUGCCAACGUUCUGCUGGCUGAUAUCAACCUUGCUGCAGUAGAGAAAGCGACAGCACUCGUUCAACAGCGUUUCCCCAACAUCAAGGCUUUAGCUGUGAAAGCCGAUGUAGGGAAGGAGGCCGAUAUUAAAGCAGCCGUAGACCUAGCGGUUAGCGAGUUUGGAAGGUUGGAUGUCAUGUUUAAUAAUGCUGGAAUAAUGCACCCUGAGGACGACAAUGCAUUGAACACAGAGGAGCGCAUCUGGGACCUCACCAUGCAAAUCAACCUCAAGGGUGUUUGGUGGGGCUGCAAGUAUGCAAUCCUCGCAAUGCGCCAGAACCCCGUUGAUGAAGCGAGAGGACUUCACACUGGAGGCAGCAUUAUUAACACUGCCAGUUUCGUAGCAAUAAUGGGUGCAGCGACUCCUCAGCUAGCUUACACCGCGUCGAAAGGUGGUGUCCUUGCCAUGACUAGGGAAUUGGCUAUGGUUCAUGCCAGAGAAGGUAUCCGAAUCAACUCUCUCUGCCCCGGCCCUCUGAAAACGCCACUAUUAAUGGAUUUUCUCAAUACCCCUGAGAAACGCGAUCGUCGUCUUGUUCAUCUUCCGAUGGGUCGCUUUGGUGAGGCUGUAGAGCUAGCAAAAGCAGCCCUGUUUUUGGCCAGCGACGAAAGCAGCUAUAUGACGGGGACGGAUUUCAAGGUCGACGGAGGUCUUACCUCUGCCUACGUGACUCCUCUCGGAGAACCGGUGCUACCACCCCCUGCAAGUCUUGUGUAAGAACAUUUUCCAUGAGCAAGUAAAGAUACCAGAUAAUGACUGAAGCUCUCUGAACUGUAACUGAAUACGUAUUCCCAAAAACCAAGGCGAUUUUACUAAGAUCAGGACUUAAAGCUUAAAUAAUUAUCCUCAGUCAAGUAUAAUCCUUAUUACGGUGCUGAUUCGCUCGUAUGU